UACAAUAUACAUAUGUGUAUAGUAAAAAAGAAACAUUACAUAUAGUACGGAGAUAUAUUUUAAACUACAUAUUAAACUUGCAAAAUGGCUACGAAACGAGGGCGUGGUGAAGGAGAUGUUAAAAAGAAAAUGGCGCGUUUAAGAUUCAAAAAUCUUGUGCGAAGUGUAACAUUAAAUAGGAUUUGGUUAAUGGAUUCCGGUGAACAAAAGCUUUCACUGAAUGUGAAAAAAAAUAUUAACAUGCUGAUUCGACCGCAGCGGAAGGUCGGGAUCCUAACAAUGGCAGAAAAGACAUUAUUGCGAACCCAUCACUACCUUCGCUCAAUAAACGACCGGAAAAAGUUAGUUAAUUUAUUGGCAAGCCUCACGUGUUUUUCUCGAAUACCACCGAAAGUACGAGCUAGACUAACACCAGUAAUUAAGUUAUGUUUCGUGGGUCCUGGAAGGAAAAUAAUAAAGGAAGGCGAUCCACCUUCCACGGUGUAUUUUAUUCUAAGUGGAGAAGUGGAACUAUAUAAAAGAGUUUUUGAUCGGACAAAAUGCACAUAUGUGGACAAAUUAGAAUCUAUUAGCGGGCCAGGAGACUGUCUUGGGGAUAUUGAAAUGAUAGAAGGUUGUGAAAGAUUAAAUACAUAUAUUUCUCGCA
Molecule: messenger RNA, 646 nt
Organism: Bactrocera latifrons
Lineage: Eukaryota; Metazoa; Arthropoda; Insecta; Diptera; Tephritidae
Exons: 4
Source: RefSeq, a predicted model, not a curated record